ACAUCAUUCAUUGCAUCAACCCGCUAGUAGCAGAGAUGGAGCAUAGCAGAGAACACAGGGUUGGAGGCGUGAGUUCGCGAGCAAUUCGCCAUCGCAUUUCCUUCGAAAACGUAGCACCUGACAUUGAAAAUGUGCUUCAAAACUCGAAAGCUCGUGUUUUCGAGAUAAUAAGAGAACACGCUGCACGUUUCGAAGGAAAUGUGAAAUGGUUUUUAGUAUUAAAUGUAUUAUUGUAUAAGAUGGUAGUUUUAGAAUCAGAGGAAUCCGAAGCUGUUUCAUCCAUUGUGAAUCUUCAUAGCUACUCGGCCAUAGGCUUGAAUGUCUUGGAGAGUUAUGACGAAUUGAAUGAACAAUUUAUGUUAGCAGUUAGGAAAAUUUUAAGUUCAUUCGAUAACUUUGUUCGAUUUGGGAGUGGGUGGGUGUUGAAGAAGAUCGACUCGCUUGAUGUAAAUGUGAUUAGAUAUAAUCCAAUAUACACAAGCAGUUAUAUUCAAACACCCCAGUUCAUCAACAAUAAGGAAUGUGUUAUCAAUGUCAAAAAUCUUUCUGAUAAAAAUUGUUUUCUGUGGAGUGUUCUAGCCUAUUUUCACCAGAAACCAAAUAACAGACACUUAACGGUGAAAUAUUUGAGCAAAUUUGCUCACAGGCUGAACACUUGCGGAGUUAAUUUCCCAACCACCGAUCGCGACAUAAAGAAAUUUGAAAUUCUCAAUACAGACAUCGCAAUUCAUGUUAUCGUGUAUGACAACAAAAAGUUUUUCCCCUAUCGAACAAGCAUAUUCCGUAUGUGUAAAUACCAAAUUAAUCUUUCAAUGUUGAAAGGCGAUGCAGGAAAAACACAUUUUUGUUUAAUUAACACCGCAAAUGGGAAUAACAGAUUAUUGCAUCUUCUUCCUCACCUUUCGAAAGCUAAAGCACAAGUAGAUGUUUGUAAUUUCUGUUUUCACAGAUUUACAUCAGACAAAACAGUAAACCGGGAUGGGAAAGCAAAUUUGAUGAGACAUCUAGAGCUUUGUUCCAGUCUCAGAGAACUUCAUACCCAAAACGAGGUGAGACAAUCAAAUUUAAAAAACUCAGUUCGACUUUGAAGAAAAAGUAUACAAUCUACGCGGAUUUGGAAACAUUUGUUGUGAAUAUGGAUGGUAACGAAUCUGAGGAUGUACCUAUUACCAGAAGUUACACCAAGAAAAC
Molecule: messenger RNA, 1191 nt
Organism: Nilaparvata lugens (brown planthopper)
Lineage: Eukaryota; Metazoa; Arthropoda; Insecta; Hemiptera; Delphacidae
Exons: 2
Coding region: 36-1088 (350 amino acids)
Source: RefSeq, a predicted model, not a curated record